Messenger RNA from Thecamonas trahens ATCC 50062, 1182 nucleotides. RefSeq lists its product as uncharacterized. The coding region runs from base 1 to 1182 and encodes 393 amino acids. Gene Ontology annotation, molecular function: DNA-binding transcription factor activity, RNA polymerase II-specific. Lineage: Eukaryota; Apusomonadida; Apusomonadidae. Gene Ontology annotation, cellular component: nucleus. Gene Ontology annotation, biological process: regulation of transcription by RNA polymerase II. The transcript has a single exon. The record is from RefSeq and is a predicted model, not a curated record.
AUGGCACGAUACGCCGGACUCAACUCGAGCCUGGCCUUCCUGGCUUGGGCCGACGACUCGUACUGGCCGCUCAUCGGAUCGGUGGCAAAGCUGUCGCUAGCGGACAUGGCGUCGUUGGUGUUGGCUCUCUCGGGUGACGAUCGACGCGCAGGGGCUAUUGCCGACUGCUUCCAUGCCCUCCCGCCGCUGUGGCGCGGCAUGAUGGCUUUUACAGCUCUCAGUGACGUUGUCUCGGCUGCUCGGCACGAUGCGCCCCUCCUCGCGCUCUUGCCCUAUGCUGUCCCCGAGAUCAUCAGCAUUCCGCUCCUCUGUGAGAGCGAGCAUGUCAUGGCCGAUUUCAUCACCGCCGCCGCGCAGCCGUAUCGCUGCUCGGUCGAUGGCCGCAAGUACACGCCGACGGACGCAGAGAUGCGGGGACGGAGUGCGCUCAUCAAGCGCUUCCGUGUCGGCGUCCGCAAGAGCAGGCUCGGCGCCUCGCUGCGCUUUCUCGACUCGCUGAUGCGGGAGAUUCCGGUCCGCUACGGGUUCUUCAGUAUGAUGUUCCUCCUCGAGAACCUCUCCCACAUGGUCGAGGGCCUCGGCGCCUCGCUCCGGGGCACCCACGACGACGAUGCGCUUGUCGAUCUGAUCUUCAAGCCCGAGUACCACUCGCUUCUUCUCCGCGUUCGCACCAACGUCCUCGUCGCCUUUACCGCCCGCCUCUCCCUCCUUGUCAUGCAGCAUGGAAGCAUCCCGCCGCCUGGCGCCCGCUACACCCUCCCCCCGCCGCACAUCCCGGCCGACCAGCUCGCGCUCGGCGCCCGCCUUGGCUUGGAUGGCCUCCGCCGCCUGCUCUGUGGAUCGGCGGCUACGGCGGGUGACCUGCGCUCGCUCGUCGAUCUCCUGGUCUGGCCCGAGACGCAGCCGGAGCCCGAGCCGGGCGUCAAGAGUAGGCCGAACCCACCCGCCCAUAGCUCCGAGUACAGCUACGAGUCGUACUCGGACGAUGAUGUGCAGGAGGCGCCGGCUGGCCUCUCGACAGAACCUGCUGCAUCGGCCGCGGGCUGUGCCUCCUGCGGCAAGGCCACCGAGGCGCUCAAGAGAUGCUCGCGCUGCAGGGCCGUCCGCUACUGCUCUCGGGCGUGCCAGGUCGGCCACUGGAAGACGCACAAGCCGCAGUGCCAGGCGACUGGGGAAUCGUGA